Molecule: messenger RNA, 1998 nt
Organism: Thyridium curvatum
Lineage: Eukaryota; Fungi; Ascomycota; Sordariomycetes; Thyridiales; Thyridiaceae
Exons: 2
Coding region: 1-1998 (665 amino acids)
Biological process (GO): tricarboxylic acid cycle; fatty acid biosynthetic process; acetyl-CoA biosynthetic process
Cellular component (GO): cytosol
Molecular function (GO): ATP citrate synthase activity
Source: RefSeq, a predicted model, not a curated record
AUGCCUGCUCCCAACGCUGCCGCCAACGGCGUGAACGGCACCAGCAGCGGUGGCCUCUCUGCCAACGAUAACAUCACCCGCUUUGCCGCCCCCAGCCGCCCGCUGAGCCCCCUCCCUUCACACGCCCUCUUCAACCAGAAGACGAGAUGCUUCGUCUACGGCAUGCAGCACCGCGCUGUCCAGGGAAUGCUGGAUUUCGACUUCAUCUGCAAGCGUAGCACCCCCUCCGUCGCUGGUAUCAUCUACACCUUUGGUGGCCAGUUCGUCAGCAAGUUCUACUGGGGUACCAGUGAGACUCUGCUUCCUGUCUACCAGGAGGUCAACAAGGCCAUGGCGAAGCAUCCCGAUGUCGAUGUUGUGGUCAACUUCGCCUCCUCCCGAAGUGUCUACAGUUCUACCCUGGAGCUCAUGGAGUUCCCUCAGGUCAAGACUAUUGCUAUCAUCGCCGAGGGUGUUCCUGAGAGGCGCGCCCGUGAGCUGGCUUACAUCGCCAAGAAGAAGGGCAUCACCAUCAUUGGCCCCGCUACCGUUGGUGGCAUCAAGCCUGGCUGCUUCAAGAUUGGUAACACUGGUGGUAUGAUGGACAACAUCGUUGCCUCCAAGCUCUACCGCCGCGGCUCCGUCGGUUAUGUCUCCAAGUCUGGCGGCAUGUCCAACGAGUUGAACAACAUCGUCUCCCAGAACACCGACGGCGUCUACGAGGGUGUUGCCAUUGGUGGUGACAGAUACCCCGGAACUACCUUCAUUGACCAUCUGCUGAGGUACCAGGCCGAUCCUGACUGCAAGAUUCUUCUGCUUUUGGGUGAGGUUGGAGGCGUUGAGGAGUACAAGGUCAUCGAUGCCGUCAAGCAGGGUGUCAUCACCAAGCCCGUCGUCGCCUGGGCUAUCGGUACCUGCGCCAGCAUGUUCAAGACUGAAGUUCAGUUCGGCCACGCUGGUGCUUUCGCCAACUCGCAGCUCGAGACCGCCGCUAUGAAGAACAAGAUGAUGAAGGAGGCUGGCAUUUUCGUCCCCGAGACCUUCGAGGACCUGCCCCAGCUCCUGGCUGCUGUCUACCAAAAGCUGGUCAAGGCUGGCACCAUCAGGCCCCAGGCUGAGCCCCCUGUUCCCAAGAUCCCUCUUGACUAUUCGUGGGCACAGGAGCUGGGCCUCAUCCGCAAGCCUGCCGCCUUCAUCUCCACCAUCUCCGAUGACCGUGGCCAGGAGCUUCUGUAUGCGGGCAUGCCCAUCUCCGAUGUCUUCAGGGAGGACAUCGGUAUCGGUGGUGUCAUGUCCCUCCUUUGGUUCCGUCGCCGUCUUCCUGACUACGCCUCCAAGUUCUUGGAGAUGGUUCUUAUGCUCACGGCUGACCACGGUCCCGCUGUGUCCGGUGCCAUGAACACCAUCAUCACCACCCGCGCUGGCAAGGACCUCAUCAGCGCCCUGGUGUCGGGUCUGCUCACCAUUGGCUCGCGAUUCGGCGGUGCUCUGGAUGGCGCCGCUGAGGAGUUCACCAAGGCUUUUGACAAGGGCAUGAGCCCUCGUGAGUUUGUUGACACCAUGCGCAAGCAGAACAAGCUCAUCCCUGGUAUUGGCCACCGUGUCAAGUCCAGGAACAACCCUGAUCUGCGUGUUGAGCUGGUCAAGGAGUACGUCAAGGCCAAGUUCCCCAACCACAAGCUGCUUGACUAUGCGCUGGCUGUCGAGACCGUCACCACCUCCAAGAAGGACAACCUGAUCCUCAACGUCGAUGGCUGCGUUGCCGUCUGCUUCGUCGACCUGAUGCGCAACUGCGGUGCUUUCAGCGCCGAGGAGGCCGAGGACUACCUGAACAUGGGCGUCCUCAACGGUCUGUUCGUUCUGGGCCGCAGCAUUGGUCUGAUUGCGCACUACCUUGACCAGAAGCGCCUGCGUACUGGUCUCUACCGCCAUCCUUGGGAUGACAUCACCUACCUUCUGCCCCAGCUGCAGAAGGCUGGCCCGCCGGGUGCUGAGGGCCGUGUUGAGGUUCAGAUCUAG